GUCCUCUCUAUUAUUUAUUUAAAUUUUCGUUUCGUUUGUCCCUUUUUAAGGCCACCAAAGCACAACAACCGCAGCAGCCGCCGAGGAAAAGAGAGAGAGAUGGUGGGUUUGAGGAUUCUACUUGAAACCCAGAAGAACAUAAACAGAGGUCCACAAGUCAUCAAUAAAGUUACAAUGAUCAAGACUUCCUUUUCACCUACUAAUUCAUCUCUAUAUUCUCCAUCAACUCUUCCGGCCAUCACUUUUCUCGACUCCUGUUUUCUCUGUAAGCAAAGACUCUUGCCUGGCAAAGACAUCUACAUGUACAAAGGAGAUAGAGCGUUCUGCAGCGUAGAUUGCAGGUGUAGACAGAUUUUCAUGGACGAAGAGAGUGUACGGAGGAAGAACUGCAGUUCAUCGAGAUCUCUUGGAGUUGGAGCAUCUUCGUCUCGUCAUGCCCAUCGCAGAGGGAUCAGAAACCAAGCGGAUGGAUUCGUGUACUGAGAAUCAAAUCCGAGAUUCCAAGAGAGUGAAUUAACUCGAACGACUAGUACUAGUAGUAGUAGUAAAAGGAUUCUCGGGAGUUGCUGAAUUCCAUCUUUAGCCCUGUAGUUCAUAUGUAAUAACUGAAAAUGCCCUUCAUCGUUUUGUUUGAGCUUCCUUGUAAGAAAAAAAAACGACCAAGAGAACUUUUCCGGUGGUCA
Molecule: messenger RNA, 683 nt
Organism: Macadamia integrifolia
Lineage: Eukaryota; Viridiplantae; Streptophyta; Magnoliopsida; Proteales; Proteaceae
Product: FCS-Like Zinc finger 15-like
Exons: 2
Coding region: 100-483 (127 amino acids)
Source: RefSeq, a predicted model, not a curated record